Messenger RNA from Helobdella robusta, 2509 nucleotides. RefSeq lists its product as hypothetical. Gene Ontology annotation, biological process: mitochondrion organization. The coding region runs from base 77 to 1864 and encodes 595 amino acids. Lineage: Eukaryota; Metazoa; Annelida; Clitellata; Rhynchobdellida; Glossiphoniidae. Gene Ontology annotation, molecular function: zinc ion binding; ATP hydrolysis activity; ATP binding. Gene Ontology annotation, cellular component: mitochondrion. The transcript is spliced from 15 exons. The record is from RefSeq and is a predicted model, not a curated record.
UUAUCGUUCAAUUGCACGAUUUUAUUUUAAUGUGUUUUUUAUUGUAGUUUUGUGUUACUUCUUAAAAGAUCAUAAAAUGUCUUGGUUGUUUGGAUUAAAUAAAGGUAGCACACCUGAUUUUUCGCAGUUUGCUCUUCCUCCACCCCCAAGUGGGGGUGACGAGGGAGGAAAAGACAAGGGCGACAAGGGUAGCCAAGGACAUGUCUCUGAAUCUUACCGGUUUGAUUCUGCCGCCUUAGAAAGGGCCGCAAAAGCCGCAAAAGAAUUGGAAAGAUCACCUUAUGCCAAAGAUGCUUUAGAACUGACUAAAAAACAAGAAGAUGUAAAAAUAUUAGAAAAUCAAAUAUCUAUAAAACAAUAUGAAGUGGAAGUUGAAAGAAUGAAAAGUGAGCAGAUCAAAAUGGCCAAUGAGGAAAGGAGAAAGACUUUGGUGGAAGAAACGAAACAGAACCAAAAAAGAGCGGAGUACCAGGACCAGCUAGCUCGCAAAAGAUACGAUGACCAACUCAUCCAGCAGGCAAAAAUGCAAGAAGAAAAUCUGAGGAAGCAAGAAGAAUCAGUAGCUAAGCAGGAGGCUAUGCGAAGAAAAACUGUGGAGCACGAGAUGGAGCUACGACAACAAACCGAAAUGAAGAGAGUUGAAGCAGAGAUGAGAGCAAAAGCAUUGGCAGAAAGGGAGAACAAAGAUAUUCAUUUAGAACAAAUUCGAGUUAAAGCUGCUGAGAGAAGGAAAACAAUAAUAGAAUCAAUCCAGACGGCAGGAAAUGUGUUGGGUGCUGGGUUUCAAACAUUCAUUUCAGAUAAGGACAAAAUAAUAGCCACGAUAGCCGGUUUAUCAGCUUUGGCAGUGGGCGUGUAUGCUGCCAAGUUUGGUACAGGUGUAGCAGCUCGCUACGUUGAAAACAGAUUAGGAAAACCCAGUCUUAUCAGGGAAACAUCCAGACUGACAUUUGUUGAUGCUGUCAAACAUCCAAUAGAGACAUUCAAAAGAAUCUCAUUAAAAGCUGAAGAUGCUCUUAAGGGAAUUGUUUUGAAGCCAUCAUUAGAAGAACGCUUGAGAGAUAUUGCCAUAGCAACACGGCACACCAAGACCAACCAAGGUUUCUACAGAAAUAUUUUGUUCUAUGGACCUCCGGGCACUGGUAAAACUAUGUUUGCCAAAAGCCUGGCAAAGCAUUCUGGGAUGGACUACGCCAUAAUGACGGGUGGUGAUGUUGCUCCAAUGGGUCGGGAUGGCGUGACGGCCAUGCACCGGGUCUUUGAGUGGGCCGGUAGCAGCAGGAGAGGUGUCUUGUUGUUUGUUGACGAGGCUGAUGCUUUCUUGAGGAAGCGAAGUCAGGAGAAGAUCAGUGAGGACUUGCGGGCCACGUUGAAUGCCUUCCUGUACCGGACUGGUGAACAAUCAAACAAGUUCAUGUUGGUGCUGGCCAGUAACCAACCAGAGCAGUUUGAUUGGGCAAUCAACGAUCGAAUUGAUGAAAUGGUCGAAUUCGACAAGCCGUCAUUAGAAGAGAGAGAGAGAAUGGUGCGGUUGUAUUUUGAUAAGUUUGUUCUGCAACCUGCUGCUGAAGGCAAAAAGCGGCUGAAAGUUGCUCUAUUUGACUAUGGUGCAAAAUGUUCGGAAAUUGCCAAGAAUACCGAAGGAUUGUCUGGUAGAGAAAUAUCAAAACUUGGUGUUGCCUGGCAGGCUGCAGCAUACGCAUCAGAUGACGGCGUACUGACAGAGAAGAUGAUUGACAGCAAAGUGAAUGACUCUAUUAUUGCCCACAGAAAGAAGGUAGUGUGGCAGAAAGAGCAAGAAAAAAUUGAAGAAGAACAAGCACCCAUCAAAUCUGCCAAGGACUCGGCGGCUUUCCCGUUUUAAUGCUGAUAAAAUAUUAACUGCCUGUUGUAUUAUAAUUGUAAUUAUGUUCUUGAUAUUGUUGUUUGUAAGUGGCGUUAAUACCUCUUCUUUAUUGACGACUCAUGUUUCAGUACUUCAUCGUUAUUCUGUCGAAUGAUUUGUUGUCGUGAAAACUUACUUGUUAUUCUCUAUUAUUACCGUUUCUACCUUAAUUAAUUAUUUUCUCCAGUUAUGAUGCUACUGCACUCCACGUCAUGCCACUAAUUUUAUACCCGUCAAUUUGAUUCAUGAUCUUUUUAGUUUAUUCUACCAUUCCCAACAUUUAUUUGUAUUAUGUCUAAUUAGGCAAUUCCUCGUCAAAUUUUUUAUUUUGAUCUUUUCUGGUUUUUCUAUGUAAUGGUACAGGCUCCCACUCACACACAGAGGUAUCUGUUUAUAUAGACAUGUACAUAUAGAAUCUAAUUUAGAAUCUAAUAGAAUCAUUUUGGCGCUUGCUAGUUGAUGAUUUCUGCUCGAAAUUCUGUUCAUCUUAUACUUACGGCCUCACAGUUUUGAAGAAAGGGACUAAUGUAUUUAUGUACCUAUGUAAUUAUUUGUGAAUCAUGUUCACCUGGUUUGUUAAAAAUAAAACAACUGAAAAUAAAAUACAGAAAUUUGAAAAAUGUU